This is a messenger RNA of Cuscuta europaea, 1701 nucleotides long. The record is from the annotation of a GenBank genome assembly. NCBI's taxonomy places the organism in Eukaryota, Viridiplantae, Streptophyta, Magnoliopsida, Solanales, Convolvulaceae.
UAUGGUUCAAAGCUUGGUUACAAGGUAUUGAAUGUGUGGAAUGAGUUUUAUAUAUUAAGUGAUCGUGUGUUGGUAACGUAAUUAAGAAGUCUAUUUAUUGACUAAAAUAUUACUCCCCCAAUUCAUGUGCCUGCUUCCGUUUUCUUCUCCACGUGCAGCCGCUCGUUCUUAUCUUUUUCUUUCUUCCGGCUUAGUUGAUAACCGUUAGAAGAAUAGGUCUCCCACUUGAACUUAAGUAGCCUUCUUUACGUUUCUUAUUAGUAAAUAUCGAGAAUAUGUCCGGCCCAAUACUUCUAAUUGCAAGAAAUAACAUCGGCCCAACAAUUGCCCCCAAUACUUCCUCUGUCAGUCCUAUUCGUGUCUGCUUGCGACGCUCUUCUCGGAAUGUGUCUAAAUCAUCUGGUUCAUGUCAAGAUAUGUUGGUUGUUUACUUGUUUCAGUCGAAAGUUCUGAAAAGGAGGAAGAUACCCUGAGCGUUACAGAUGGUGUUGGCACGUCAUCUGUUAGGGAAGAAUGUGUGCCUGCGGUUUUUGUUUCUGUCGCUGCUAUUCCCGCCUCACACGUCAACGGUAUGGAUUUUUAUAAGUGUUGUAUUCCUUUCAUUCUUUUUCUUUUUAGUUCGUCACUUGAGCUUUGUCUACCUGAUUUCUUUUAGUUGCUUCAUCUUCAUCCGGGUCGCGGCGAGCUCUGAAUUCCCAUGAGUUACGUACUCAUCCUGACUUCAAAAAAGAGAAAAGUGAUGCCUCCGUCCCUUCCUGUUGCGAGCGCAGCUGCUAUGACGACUUGUUCCUUGCCGCCUCGUACUCCUCUAACUCGAACAGAUGCCACUCUAAAUGAAGUCGUUCCCUCGAAGGUUGAGUUUUCCUCAGAUUUCUGUCGUCUUGAUAACGCUCUCAAAAUGAAAAACGAAGUUGCUCAAAUGCUCCUUCCCUCUGCUGUUGACAUCUUUUCGGGUCUAAGUAAUGUCGACAUGCUAUCCACCUCUUCCACUCUAGCUUUCAAGGUGUUGCAGGCCAACUUAGCAGCUGCAAAGCGUAUGCAGGCCUUGGAAGAUGACCUGCUAUCCUCUCAACGUGCCGAGGAAGAGGCAAAAAGGAAACUCUCCGAACUUGUCCAGGUGAAAUUUAGUCUGGAAGAGAGAACAUCAUCUCUGACUUUGAUAAUUGGCAACUUAAAAGAGGAAAUAAAGGAGAGAUCGGCUAGAAUUAGGUCUCUUGAAGAGUAUGGUAGAAGAAAGAGUCAGAAAGUAAUUGAUGCGGCAGGAUUCUACACUUGGCAGACCAAGAAGAACAUCAUGGCAUCCUUUCUGGCGGGUGAGAUGAACCAAAGGACCCCAAAUGAAGACAUUGCUAUCUGGGAGAAGCACUUUGAGGGAGUGGAGCCACCAACAUGCGAUGAUGGCUUUGAUCUGGGCGUUUGUGACACUGAAGCUGAAUCUGGCCGCACUGUUAAUCCGUAGGUUGUUGUCUUAUUAUGAAUAAACAAUUAUGCCGCUUUCCUCUUUGGUUUAUGCGUUUGGAAUUAUGUUUUUUACUUUUGUUUUGGACAACAUCUGAUCAUGCCAACUGGUGGUUUAUCCAGUGUCCGAUGGUCAUCGUUUCCGACUGUUUCUCUUUUGUUUACAUAUGAUGAUGAAUUUGUUUUUUCCUUGUACGCCGACUGUCAUUUGUAUUGGUUAUCAUUACCAUUGGAAAAAUGUGU